AUGCCUCAGAACAGCAGCGACACCAAGAAAUCGCAGGGUCAACCAGCAGCGAAGCCGAUGACAGAGAAGGAACAGGAGCCAAAGCCCGAGAUGAUAGCUAACUUGCGGAACAUCAAGGAUCACCCAGCGUCUUGGAUGACUUACGGGGAUGUCACAGUCCCAGACGCCUUGCUACUCAUACAAAAACUGCGCUUUUAA
This is a messenger RNA of Parastagonospora nodorum SN15, 198 nucleotides long. RefSeq lists its product as hypothetical. The transcript has 2 exons. Bases 1 to 198 code for a protein of 65 amino acids. Lineage: Eukaryota; Fungi; Ascomycota; Dothideomycetes; Pleosporales; Phaeosphaeriaceae. The record is from RefSeq and is a predicted model, not a curated record.